Molecule: messenger RNA, 448 nt
Organism: Larimichthys crocea (large yellow croaker)
Lineage: Eukaryota; Metazoa; Chordata; Actinopteri; Sciaenidae
Gene: atp5f1e
Product: ATP synthase F1 subunit epsilon
Exons: 3
Coding region: 102-263 (53 amino acids)
Biological process (GO): proton motive force-driven mitochondrial ATP synthesis
Cellular component (GO): mitochondrial inner membrane
Molecular function (GO): proton-transporting ATP synthase activity, rotational mechanism
Source: RefSeq, a predicted model, not a curated record
AUCAAGCACUGUUCUUAUUGGAUGGGGAAAAGACCAGCGUCUGUCGUGUGACGUCAUCACGCACAUAUACGACCUGUCCUUGAAGCCACAACACAGGCAAGAUGGUCGCAUACUGGAGACAGGCAGGCCUCAGCUACAUCCGCUUCUCCGCUAUCUGCGCCAGCGCGGUGCGCGCUGCGCUGAAGCCGCAGUUCAAGACCGAAGCACUGAAGGCCGCAGAGGCCCACGUCAAAGUCCUCAAACCCAAAACAGCAGCAGCAUGAUGUGAGACCGUGAUGUAGAUAUUUUUUCCCUGAGUUGUGGGGUCCUGUUCUGUCCUGCACACCGAGGAGAAGAGAAAAAGAUGGAUGAUAUCAAGAUGACCUGUUAGAGAUUGGGGACCUGAAUGAAAUGUUUUCCUCUUCAUUUGUAAUUUAAAAUUGUAUUAAAGAUGGAUAUCGGAAAUACA